ACAAUGGAUAACCCUUUCUCCAACACAAAUGGAACAGUCCACUAUGGCAGAGGUGGGCAACUUUGUUUCUAUUGAUGGAGGUUCCUGGACAUCCUCUGAAGCAGAGGAGUUGGACAUGGUACAGAAGCCACAGGUGAAAACUACAGGACGAACAAAGAAAGGUGGCACCAAGCAGCUGAAAAAAUGUCCUCAUUGUGAGUACACAUCACUGAAGUCUUCUAACUUCAGAAAGCACGUCCUCAGACACUCCAACAACAAGAAACCAUUCAAGUGUUCUCAUUGUGACUAUGCAGCAAGAACAAGACAUCUUCUUCGUUCGCACACACGCAUCCACACGGGAGAGAAGCCUUUCACUUGCAAAACAUGCGAUUUCAAAACAGCGCACUCUGAAGCCUUAAAGAAACACAUGAAAACCCACACAGGAGAGAAGCCCUACAUGUGUGAUGUGUGCGGACACAGGACAGCUCUGGCUAAUUGUCUACGCCGACACAUCUCUACAGUACACUCCAAAGAACCACUCAAGUGUCACAUCUGUGGAUAUGUGGCAAUAAAAGCUUCCAAUCUGGAAAGCCACAUGAAAACCCACACUACAGAGUCAUCAUACAGAUGCGACUUUGAAGGCUGCAGCUUUACGGCAACAAUACAGAGGAAUCUUCAGAAGCAUCAACAGAAAGUCCACGUGAAAGAGAAGCCAUUUGCCUGUGAUCAGUGUGCUUACAAAACUCAUAAUAAGUACUGUUUGACUAAACACAUGAAAACUCACACUGGUGAAAAGCCCUUUGCCUGUGACCAGUGUGACUACACAUCAGUGUCUUUAUCCGGACUCUCCAAACACAAGCGUAAACACACAGGAGAGAAAAUCUGGCCGUGUGACGUCUGUGGUCGCAAAUGUUUCUCCGAAGCCCUUUUAGAGAAGCACAAGGAACAGCACAGUGGUAAGAAGGGGCUACUUGUGUGCAAAGAGUGCAACUACAGAACAUUCGAAUCCCAGUCAAUGAAAGAGCACAAAAGAGUCCAUACUGGUGAGAGGCCGUACGCAUGUGACCAGUGUGAAUACAGGGCAGCUUUACGAGUAACCCUCAAGAAGCACAUGAGGACACACAGUUCAGAAAAACCAUUCAAAUGUCCACAUUGUGACUAUUGUGCAAAGAGAAAAGAUGUUCUGAAGAGCCACUUUAACUAUAAGCAUAAAGGUGAAAUCAUAUCUUAAUUCCGUUAUUGACAGUACAACAUUGACAGUAGUUACAUAAUGGGCUUUAUGACACUGUCAAUCUGUAACACAAACUAUCCAGUCUCUAGAACCCAUGGGGGACCAGAUAC
Molecule: messenger RNA, 1320 nt
Organism: Branchiostoma belcheri (Belcher's lancelet)
Lineage: Eukaryota; Metazoa; Chordata; Leptocardii; Amphioxiformes; Branchiostomatidae
Product: gastrula zinc finger protein XlCGF8.2DB-like
Exons: 2
Coding region: 29-1210 (393 amino acids)
Biological process (GO): regulation of DNA-templated transcription
Molecular function (GO): RNA polymerase II cis-regulatory region sequence-specific DNA binding; DNA-binding transcription factor activity, RNA polymerase II-specific
Source: RefSeq, a predicted model, not a curated record